Anguilla anguilla (European eel) is the source of this 9869-nucleotide messenger RNA. It is a transcript of the gene purg, whose product is annotated as purine-rich element binding protein G. Gene Ontology annotation, molecular function: purine-rich negative regulatory element binding; DNA-binding transcription factor activity, RNA polymerase II-specific; RNA polymerase II transcription regulatory region sequence-specific DNA binding. Gene Ontology annotation, biological process: regulation of transcription by RNA polymerase II. Gene Ontology annotation, cellular component: nucleus. The coding region runs from base 591 to 1610 and encodes 339 amino acids. The transcript has a single exon. The record is from RefSeq and is a predicted model, not a curated record. NCBI's taxonomy places the organism in Eukaryota, Metazoa, Chordata, Actinopteri, Anguilliformes, Anguillidae.
CAAAUUACGUCACGCGUCUCGUUCGCAGUCUGAGCCACAUCAACUGAAAAUAGAACUGUAAGAGUAACAUUUGAAAUUAUGUAUCUAUCUGCAUUGUUAGUGUUAUUUUCAUAGUGUCUCGUCACUGUAACAGUUAUUCACACCAAAUCACUUAGGAGAAUCGUGGUGAUCAUUAUAUUCAUACAAGUCGCAUUACUGAAGCAGCGCCCUCUAAGGAGACCCUGGAUUGGAUGAUUUCUCAUCGUAUUUCGUUGGGCUAGCACAGAGGCUAGCUUGCUAACGAGCUGACGGAGGGAAGUGUCAGUGAAAGGGAAAGGAACAGAAAGGUAACGUUAGCUAAAGGUUAGCGGUCGUCUUUGACAGAACAUUGCGCUUGACCUUUAUGAGGACGAAGAUAUAUCCACAAGGCUGCUCACUGAGUUGCUGGCUUUUUUUCAGGUCACAUUUUCAACAUAUUUUUCAAAUUAUUAUUAAUUUGCUCAUAGAUUGUUCGCUUAACAAAUAAACUGGCUAGCUGAAUUGCUAGAUAGCUAGUAAUGGAGAGGCAAAUGCUUGUGCAGCUGCUAAACUGUGGGGAAUUUUGAAUAGCCAUGGCCGAUGCAAGUACUAGAGUGAUGGAAAAGGGCAGAGGAAGGAUUACAUCAGAUUCCGCUUUGAGAGGCGUCUAUCCUCAGCAGUAUCUUCAUCCGGCUACUCAAUGCAUAGAGAUUCAGGAGCUCGCCUCCAAGCGUGUCGACAUCCAGAAAAAGAGGUUUUAUCUAGACGUGAAACAGAGCGCACGGGGCCGGUUUCUCAAAAUUGCUGAGGUGUGGAUUGGAAGAGGCAGACAUGAUAAUAUCAGGAAGAGCAAACUGACGCUCUCCAUGUCGAUGGCCCCUGAUCUGAGGUACUGCCUGGGAGACUUCAUCGAUUAUUACGCGCACAUCGGGCUGCGGGGAGCUCAGGUGCCACGGGCAGAAGAGCAAAGCAACGGCCAAGGCCGACCACAUGAUUCCCGUAGGCGACCGCAAGAUCACCACCAUCAAGCAGUACCAAACUCACCUACCGACUCUGCCGUUUCGGAAGAGCACACCCAUCGGGUUUUGAAGAGUGAAUUCAUAGAGAGAGAUAACAGAAAGUACUAUUUAGACUUGAAAGAAAACCAGCGCGGCAGGUUCCUCCGCAUUAGGCAGACGGUCAGCCGAGGACACGGUACCAUGGGAUAUUACGGUCAGGGCAUUGAGCAGACCAUAGUGUUGCCAGCGCAGGGGCUAAUUGAGUUCAGAGAUGCGCUGUCGCAACUAAUUGAAGACUACGGAGACGAAGAAACUGACGAGAGAACCAGGGGCAACAGGAGCCAAGAUGAAUCACCGGAGCUUCCCGAGGCGGUAUCUUUCCGAGUGGACAACAAGAGGUUUUAUUUCGACGCAGGUUCCAACAGGUACGGCGUGUUCCUAAAGAUAAGCGAGGUACGGCAGCCAUACAGAAACACAAUCACUGUGCCCCUCAAGGCCUGGGCUAGAUUUGGGGAUAAUUUCAUCAGGUACGAAGAGGAGAUGCGACGCAUUUUCACCUGUCACAAGGAGAAGAGGACGCAGACACGCGCGGACAGUGAAGAUCAAGAGGAUUGACAACGGUUUCCUUUUUGGCCAGAGGGUUUGCUUAAGUGAUUGUGCGAUCCAAACAUAAAUGAAAAAUAUAAAUGUGACAAUAGCAUAGUUUGUUAAAAAUGUUUUGUUUUCUAAUAAUGUACCUCUAAAAUAAUGUACUGUAUGACUCUAGUCAACUAGCACUUUCAAAUUAAUAACUGUUGUUCCUGUUUCAUUCAUCAGUUUUUACAUCAUAAAUUGAAAAUUCGUACUGAAUGACGAUAAUGGGAAUAUAAGUAGUUCAUUUUUGCACAAUGAAAAUUAUAUUUGAGAUGUGGUGAUUUUAUUGUGUAUUCCAUGUAGGCGUAACCAUUGAAUUGAAAUUUGAAUAUUCAUGAAAUCGUAGAUGUUCCGAAGCUGGAAGAACUACGUUUUGUGAGUGGUUGCUUUCGGAUAUAGCCAGAGAUCAGCACGAUCAAAGAAAUGCAGAUGUGUAUAUAUUAGAUAAAUAAUAUUGAUAUAUUUCAUUACUAUAUUCAUACAUAUAUGAUAUAUGUGGAUAUUUAUACUGCAGACAUAUAUAUGUUUGUAUAUAUAAUCUAAGGUUGAUAGUGUGGAUGAUGUAUUUUACGUAUGGAAAGAGGUUGUUCAUUAUAGCCACCCCCAUAAGGUUUGGGCAAGGUUGAGGUGGUUGUAAUCAGUUGACAAAAUUGUGCACUUUAUGGAGUAUUCCUUCAGUGAACUUGCCCAUUUUGAAUCUAUUUAUACACUGGUGAGGUUAAUGUGCUUUUUUGGGGCUGUUGUGCAUCCUGUAGAGACGGUUCCCAUAGUCACUCAAAAGAAAGAUCAUUACUUCCUUGUUGACGUGUCAUACUGUGUGCACGCUGUGUACAAAAGGUCAUCUAAUGCCAAGAGAAAGCAAAAAAAAAGCCAAGCAGAUGUCAAUCAAAGGGUUAAAAAAAGUCACUCAGUGGUGUCAAUUCUGAGCUUUUUUUAAAUAUCUGUUUUAUAGAAAAAAAUUAAUUACACCAAUGAAUGUGUCACUAUGUUAUAACUUCUUACAUUUGGCACACUUCAGGGAGACGACCACCCUCAGAUUUACGCCACUGAUGAGCACACUAAUAGUUUUAUUUUGCCUUAAAGCCAUUCCUGACAGUUAGAGUCCUACUUGAAAUGAAAAUCUUAAGUUAAAAAUUAUGAAGCCUUUCAAAAUAUGAAAAAUGCACUUGAAUUAUCCAAACCAAGCCCUGUGGUUAUCUAAAUGUUUCAAGUUUUAACUGUUUUAAAGAGCGCAGCUUGGGAGCCUAUGACUAAUAUGACUUCUGUCUUAUCUCUGUAGAUUUGACCCUCCACCUGACAUUGUCUGAAGUUACAUUUUAGUCUACUGGAGAAUUAUUUAACAAUGCCACUUCUUAUACAUAUACGCUGGCCAUCUUUAUAGUGUCACUUCAAAUCUGAUUGGGUGUCUGACUUAUGUGAGCUUUAGCUGUUAUAGCUUAUGCAUUUUUUUCUUCUUAAAAAAUCUAUAACCAAUUUCCAUACAUGAUGUAAGAAUUAUGUCUGCCCCUAUAAUUUAGUCAUAGGUCAGAUUAUGGUCUACUCACUUUCGAUUCCCUUACCUGCAGAUAAAUUGUGAAAGAGAGGAAUUGCAGAGUUAUGAGUUACAGGAAUACACCACCAACAAAAAAAAAAAGAUUUUUUUUUUAAUGUUAGAACAUUGAAAUUAUGUGGAGUUCUCCAUCUCAUCAUUCUCGCACCGUUCUCUCUGCUCUCAAGUCACAUAGCCCCAGAGAGUCUUCACAGCACACUGUGUAAAUGGAAAUGGAGUCUGAGGUUAUUCUCCUAUCUUAAGGAUACUACUGCUUUAUGCAGGCUCUGGUGCCUAAACAGUCUAGUAAGCUUUCAUAGUUACCAGUAAUGAAGCAAUGUGUGUGUAGUUUGCCCAUGGAGAUAUUUUUGUUAUUUGAAGAUUGUACUGGGGGCCUUUGCUUGUGUUCUCCACUGCAGCUAACAUAGGUUGCUUUCACAUGCUCCCUAAUUGCUACUUGUACCUGCUCUCUAGAACCUGUCCUCAAAAGCAGUCUGGUUUCUGUGCAUCCUGUGCAUCAGAUGGUGCUCCCAAAAUCACCCUCCUGAAUGUGGAUCCUUUUUUAUUCUUGGUAACUGUGUGCUUCAAUUUCAAAAAUACAUCGUAGUAAAACAUUUACAGACCUCUCCAAAAUUAUCUUUCAAACAUGCCAAAUUUGGUGCAAUCCACAGUGCAGACUGUUUACAUACAGCUGAUCUAGCAAAACCACAGACAGGCUCUGGAGUGCUCGGGAAAGGGUACAUGUUAAAGCACCUAUGGCUGUACAGCAAGCCACAUAUAAGCUACAUCUGCAUUCAGAAUUGGAUCUGGCAUCAAAGCAACAACAAAUCAUUUUGGUUCUCCUAAUUACAGAAAAGAUCUAGUCUAAUUCUUCUAACACAGUGCGCUAGGGGCCUACUGUAGGCACUUUGUGAAAAGUUGCCGGCUUUGGAUUCCCAAAACUGCUUUGGGACAUGAAAGGACAUGUGCCAAAUGUGUUAAUGUUAAGGAAUAAUGUGUGCGUUUUUCCCAGUGGAGUACUGCUUAGAUGUUUUUUGCUUGUCAUUGGUCAAAUGAUGUGAGAAAGUAGUGUGUGUAUAUUUUUGAAGUAACGCUGAAACAGAGAAUACCCCACACAGCACACUAUCCUCGCAUACGGUGCUUUUUAAAUUAGCCUAUAUUUGACAAAGGUCUAUCAAAAUACCAAACUGGCUAAGUUUCAUAUGCUGACUCAUUUUUGUGAUCAGAGUCCUCUUCAAUUUCACACAACAAAGGAAAUAUGCUACAGUUAUAGGUUAAAAAAACAUAUGAACACUUCAUUCCCAUUAUGCACACUAUCUACAGUCGAGUUUCAUGAAAAGAUUUAUUUUUAAAUGCUCUCUCAGACUUUGUUGAGAAGAGAGCUUUGCAGUGUCAUCUAAGGCACAACAUUUCAAUGUCCAUCAUAUAACUGGUGAAAUAUUAAUAUUUUAUUAUUUGUUUCUUAAGCUUCACCAGAAUUGUAAACUGUGAUGGACACUUAAAUAAUGAAAUAUUGUCAUUUGUUUCAUGUUGGGAAUUUUCCCACUUGAUCUUCAGUGAAUACUGAAAUCCUAUGUUCUCUUGGGACUGUGUUGAUUAACUGAUAUGGACACAUCACAUUUAAAUGUCAAGGUCCAGAAGAUUUACACUAGACCUUCUGGAGUGUCAGUUUAUCUUAUACAAAGAACCUGUGAAGGCAAGUUUCCAGCAUCCAUGAGGGUUCCUGAAGCAGUAACAUUAAACUUGCCAAAUCACCACCUAGAGAACACUAAUGUGGCAUUUCAUACUUGGCUUUUCAUCAUUUAUGAUGCAGAUUAGUCAAAAUAGUCUUUGAUUUCUGACCCUCACCACAAACGUCUGAACAGGGCAGUACAAAAACACAUUUUAAAUGAGAGAGUGAUGUAAUUUAUACUAAAUUGCAUGAAAAAAAUGACAAGGAGUUCAUUUACAAAUACCUGGCUUACUAGUGUUCAGUGCAAAGCAAAACCUGACGAUUAUUCUGCUUUAAAGGGCUUUCGUGCAUUCUUUGAUGGUGAUUUUAUGUGUAGAGCUUCAUAUAAAAUUUAAUUGUUUUCCAAAAUUUGUUACCAGAGUAUUUCUGUAGAGAAAAAAAUAAUAAUACAAUGUGUUUUGAGUGCAAUCUUUCCCUUACAUUUGAUGACUGCAAAGCUAUGUAAAAUACUCUAAUUUAGUAUUUAGAUUCCUCUAUUUAUUGCACUCUUUAUUAAAGUUAAUCCAGAUUUUUCUUUCUGUGUUUGCUUAGGUGAAGCAUCUUAUUCUUUUUGGCCAACUGUAAAAAGCCAUAUUCCUUGUGGUGUAAAUAUUUGUUUUUCUUUCUUGUCCAACAUGAAAGGCUCGUUUUUCAUUGGACAGUAGGCCUAACGAGGACAGAAUGCACGUAUGAAGAAUGCACUUUCUGUUGUAGGACUGAAUAUAGUCGGUAUUGUUUCACUGGAGAUUUAAUGAUAUGUUCCCCUUCCAGCCGAACCAUUGUUUAAGCGUUUGUCCUUGUACAGUGAGUGUGUGUGUGUGUUCUUGUGUGCAUUUUCAUUUUAAAUGAAAGCAAGGCUUUUCUCGGAUAGCUUUUCUUCUAUUUAGAGCUUGAGCAGACCAGCCAUUCUCUCCCAGUGAGACAGUCUGCAUGUUCAGGUGAUUAUGUAGUGCUACAGCAACAUGCAAAGCACAAUAAUGUUCAUCAAGUUUUUAUUUGUGUCUGAAAUGAAAACAAAACUGUUUAUUGUAUACAAUUAUUUAUUUAGAAUAAUCAUGUAAAAUUUAAUAUCAGCAUCCUCAAAUAUUUGAAAGGGACAACUAUAUGAAUCAAAUACAAUUGUUAAGAAAACUUUAAAAAAUCUAGAAGUGCAAGAAUUGUUCUGUGCUAGUCACUUGUAUUAUUUGAAACAGGCUUUAAUCUAGUGGUCAGAACUACUUUUUGAAACAGUUGACAUAUCUUUCUGUAGAAGAAAAACUAUGCUUGUCCAGCACUCAUCAGUAUUUCCUUAAAGGCAUACUAUGCAGGAUUUUGUUAGCUUUGCUGUGGUCCUGUGACUACAAUUAAAGGAGUUUCCUCCUCAAUCGUCAACCCUUCACCCUGAGUACCCCACCUAAUGUAGCUAGCUGGAUAGCUAGAGGUAAUGUUACUUACAGGUCCAACAGAAAACAAGCUAACUUCGCAUCACUUUUCAUCCCCUUGGCAAACUUCAGCUGAGGCCACUGAGGAAAUGCAAUUCCAAUAUUAGGCGCACAAAUUUGGUGCUUGAAGUACUUUAAGACAGAGAUUGCUAGUGCAUCAGAGAUAUGCCUUAUCAUGAUUUUUUAAAUAAUAUUUUCAAGGAUAAAAAUCCAGCAUAGUAUGCCUUUAAAUUGAAAUGUAUUUUUUCGGGGGGGGUGGGGGGUGUGGGGGGGGGUAUGAGGUGUCUAGCUCAUUUGCUCUACCUUAAUUGUUGCACCUGGUAACAGGCAUUCUGUAGGCAACCAAUAGUGCAACAGAAGCAAGUGGCACAUUCCGUGAAGGAGCACUUUAAAACAAACAGCACUUUUCUCUGCUGCUUUUAUACAACUCACUAGGAAGGACACCAACACCAAAUGCAUUGGUUUCCUUCACUUGUGGGAUCAAGGAGACAAUCUUGCUCGUAGUGGCCUGGCAAAGUAUCCAGCACUUACUACUUUGUUGGCUCAAUCAUUGCUAUGAAGAUGAGGUCACUCCCUGCCCUGGUCCUGGGAGGCUUUAUAGUUUAAGCACUCUGCCUUUGGCUUUCAGUGUCAUCAUUAAACUAAGCCAAUCCGCACUACUUCUGAGAUUUUGCGGACGGCAGACAUUAAACGGAACUUAGGACCCCUGUUCUGUGAGAUGGCCACGCCGUGUUUGCUUUUGCUUGUGGUUUUUAACGGCAGUGUAAUGGGAAGGAGAACAUCGCUCUCCAUGUCAUCGUGAAAACACACGGCUGUGGCUUUUUAAAUUCAUUCAUGUUCCGCAUUCAUUUAUUUAUUUGAUUUUACAUUCCGGAUUGUGUUAAUUUUUAGGAUUUAAUCCAGGGUGUACAUUACUAAUAAUCACAGAAUGAUAAAAUGAGUACUCCUGUAGCAUUUGAAUCUUCACUCAUGUUCAGGUUGGUAGUUUCCAUAGACAAUGUACUGAACAGUCGAUUUUUUUUUUUAACCCAUUCAGAGUAUAGUGUUGAAUAUUGGCAUUUGUUGGCAUUUGAAAUACAUCUACAUGAUUCCAUGCAUCAACGUGAAUCUGAAAACAAGCACUUUAUAUUCCAUGUGCACUUGGGUUUCUUUUCUUUUUUCCCUCCUUUUCUCACCCCACCUAAAAUAAUAUAAAAUGUACAAAAGAAAUGAAAUAUUAGCAUUCAGUCAAAAUAUUGACUGACAUACAGUUGCAUUUAGCUUCAUUUAUUAUAUUAUAUUUGUGUAUUUUGUGAAUUGUAUGUCUGAUGUUUCUGUUUUUUUUCCUAUUUAGAACUCUGUAUGUGUUUGUGGAGGGUGGAUUUAUAUACAGAUGUUUUAUACAAUUACUUUGUCUUUUUGUAGAGGCUUUUCAAGUGGGACCCAAGAGCAUGUCCAAAAUAAAAUCCAAAACAAUUUUGCAAAAGGAACCAGUUGUAAAAUUGUAAUCCCCACAUUUGGAUUGAAGUUCAUUAAGUAUUUUUUUUAAUAUUCUUCAUGCAUUUUAAUUUAAUUUGUUUGCUCAUCAGCCAGCAGUACUAAACAGCACUAUUAUAUCUUUAAAUUAAAUCUGAAAAACAGUGAAGUCCACAUGGUUUUAUGCUGUUUUUGGCUUCUAGGGUUGUGUGCAAUACUCAUCCAUAAUUUCUUUCUCUCAUUUAAAAAAAAAAAAACACUAUUUAAGUAGAAAAUAUGUACUAUAUUGUUCAGCUUUGCACUCAAUGUUUGAAUGCUUUCGAUUUUGGGACUGUUACACUAAAAAUUAAUAUCUCAAAGGUUCCAACCAUAAGCCUUAACAACUUGUUUCAAUUUGAUUGUGAUAUUUUUAGUUUUAGAUGAAGAUUGUAGAAUUUAUGUUUAACUACUGUGUAACUGAAGAAAAAAAAGUAAGAUUAAGCACAGUAAGAUUAUUGGUGAGAAAUAUGAGUAACAGACCUCCACUGUACAAAUCACAAUCAAAAGGUAAAGUUUGAAAGAAAAGAAUAGUGUUCUUUCUCAUAAAAUAGUGAUUACCAAAUCCACAAGGAUCUUAUGUCAACCAGAUUAAAUGAGUGGUGAGAUGAAAAUUGUGGCAGUCCAGGCUUCACUUUACAAUGAAAGCCUCUUUAGUGUUACUGAGCUGAACUUAUGUAGGUAGUGUGUUGUGCAAGUAUGAAUAUUGAAUAAGCUUUGUUUUGUUUUUUUGUUUGGUUGUUUGUUUUGGAGUUUUUUUUAUUUCUUUUGCUUUGUUUGUCAUGCCAUUUUUGCAGCAGUUGGAAUUUAGAAUCAUAAGUGUUUCUGAUAAUUUUUUUUUUUAAAUGGUGGAACAAAAAUGUUUUUGUGUAAUCUUUGGGUAAAUGAUUGUGUACAACAUUAGCUUGUCCUCUUAUAGUCCUAUAGAAUAAUAUAAGACUCGAAACAAGAAAGCAAUUGUUCUGUAUUCUAGCACUUUCUUUAACGUGUGUACUGUAUUAGUUCAUGUUCUACACGUAUGGUACUGUAUGAUUAUUCAUUAAUUGCCUUGUAGUGUUUGUAAAAGGUUGCAAAAUGUAGGAUACUUAUGUGAGAAAUUCCACGUUUAUGAAUUUUUGCAUGCCAACAGUUGGGUCCAAACAAAAGAUAAAACAUACAUUUAAAAAUGGUGCUAUAUUCUAAAACAUAAAGGUGCUGAUGUGGACCCCAACUGCAUGCAUGUUGACAGGAAAUAAAUUGUAAAAAAAUAAAUAGAUAAAAAUAAAAAAUAAAAAAAGUGAAAGAAAACUUGAAAAUGGACAUUUUCCUCAAGUGCAGAGCUAAAAAAUGAAUGGGAAAAUGUCCUUUCCUGAAUGCACACAGUUCAGCGUAAUUGUAAAUUCCAUACACGCCGUUGAUAGAAACUACAACUCUCCUAUACUUCCUGACCUUCUGUCCGUCUGAACUGGCAGUGGUCCACAGUGAACACUUUGUAAUUGCACAUUCACAGGCUUGCAAAUAUUGUGCCUCAACUAAAUUUGUAGUCCGACGUGGCACCAGAGUGCGCCCUUCUGUAACGUUUGCUGAACAAAAAUCAUUGCACUUACAUGAAGCUCAAAAAAGCGCCUCUUCUGCCAGACUUGCAUUCCUGUAAGCUCUGUGAGCUGACUCACAGAGCAGCAGCCCACAGUAAGUGCAGGUGUCGAAUGCUGCAGCCAGUGGUUUAUUCCAGUUGACAAAACCAAUUUGUGUGUGUCCCGGUCAAGAAAUUUAUCACAGCCCACCAGAUCGGCAAUGCUUGUAUACAGUUACCCUGCUUCUGUGUGUAUUUCCCAAAAGAUCCAUAUAGACAAUCUUAUGAACUAAAAUGUUUUUGUAUGGUUAUGAUUAAAUCAUUUGAUUCUUCUAUAAGCAGCUUUUACAUGUAGCAGGGUUUGGUUUUGGGGAAUGGGAAGUGGGGAGGGGGGUGAUGUACAAAAAAAAAAAAAAAACAGAGCUGAUAAUAAUGGCAACAGAUGUUGUAUUGGUUGUGAAAAAAGGAAAAUGUGGAUAUGUUACAUUAGUAUUUGCCAUCACUAUUUUAUUGUUCAAUAAAAGUUAUUCAUGAUUAA